This is a messenger RNA of Strongylocentrotus purpuratus (purple sea urchin), 4941 nucleotides long. Its product is annotated as pyruvate dehydrogenase [acetyl-transferring]-phosphatase 1, mitochondrial. Lineage: Eukaryota; Metazoa; Echinodermata; Echinoidea; Camarodonta; Strongylocentrotidae. Gene Ontology annotation, biological process: protein dephosphorylation. The transcript has a single exon. The record is from RefSeq and is a predicted model, not a curated record. Gene Ontology annotation, molecular function: cation binding; protein serine/threonine phosphatase activity. Bases 412 to 1935 code for a protein of 507 amino acids.
UUGGGUAAAGAUCCCAGCCCAGGCAUGUCGAGUCAAUGUUUAUUUUUUAGAAUUCUCGAUUUGUAAUUAGUGUUGUCCGUGACUGCAGAGGGAACUGACUUCAUGCAGAAUCAUUUGAAAAACGCAAGUGGAACAUGAUGCUGAUCUCUUUGUAUUUAGCAGCAACCCAAGGCCCAAACCCUCUGCAUACGAUCCGGCUGACAUUUGCCAUUCGAUCGGUUUUGUCAACGAUGAGUACGCCUGACCUUUGGCGGUAGUUGAGGGCUGACUUCGGCUAUGCUGUCGGGCAGAGCUGCAGCGACCGUAUCCUGUGUUAACUUGAAACUUUGCCAACGACAUGCUUAGCUGAUUUGUAAGAAUAUAAACAUUAAAAGAACGUUUUGAAAUAGCAUAUUGUCUUAGUUUUUAGCAAUGGCACACUUUCCAUUUUCAACCAUUUUGGUAAAUCAAAAUGUGAGACUGAGUUUGAGAUCGAACAUUGUGAGGAACUGCCGGCAAAUCCAUUUUAUGAGGUCACGACCAAUCUCCUGUAUACUGAAGGAGAAGAAAAAGAGAUAUGCUGUAUUAACUGAGGAACGUUUUACUUGUAGGAGAAUAGUAACCAGCUCUCAAUCUCGAUACCCAUGGCGAAUGAAUCCGGUCCUUACCCCGGAACAGACGAGUGAAGCCCUGCAACAAAAUGAAGUAAGCGUUCACUUUGAUGAGGAAUCCUCACCACAAGCUGUGCAGAGGUAUGACAGCAAUCAACUCUUCUCUAACAAGCCUGGAGAGGACCGUAGAGCCAUUGCAGAGUGUAUGUUCACCAAUGGAGUGCUUUUUGGAGUCUUUGAUGGACACGGUGGAACGGCCUGUGCUCAAGCCAUUUCAGAACGUCUAUUCAAUUACAUAGUAGCAGAAACACUUCCUUUCCAAACUCUUCCAAAGGCCCUUGCUCGACUUCAAAGUGGAGAGAUGAAUGAUUUGGUGAAGUGGCAUCGGCAUCCAAAUGAAUACAAACUACAGGCUACUGCAGACCUGUACAAGGAAAGCUUGAUCAAAUAUGUCCAAGCAAAUUUAUCAGUUGAUGUUUUGGAUGAUGAUGAUACUGCAGAUGUCCUUAAAACUGCGUUUGAUCGCUUGGACAAUGAUUUCUCAACAGAAGCAAUGCGAGCCACUACCGAACCGCUUGGUAUUGAACCUGUGCUAACUGCUGUCACUGGUUCAUGUGCUUGUGUUGCCUAUGUGAAUGAUCAAGAUCUCUAUGUUGCUAAUGUAGGUGAUUGUCGAGCUGUGUUAGGACGUAGUAAAGGGUAUGGAGCCUGGGAAUCUAUCCCUUUAACAGUAGACCACAAUGUGCAGAAUCUAGAUGAAGUGAAUCGAAUAAAGGGAGGCCACCCAUCCCACGAAUCUACGACUGUCAUCAAGAAUGGACGAUUGCUUGGUGAGCUGAUGCCUCUCAGAGCCUUUGGAAACAUUCGUUUUAAGUGGACUGCUGAGAUGCAGCGGACAUUGAUGCGUACCUUCAUUGGUUAUCUCCCACCCAAGAGCUUCCACACACCACCGUACCUUAUAACGACACCAGAAGUGACCCACCAUAGGUUGACCUCCAACGACAAGUUCCUCAUUCUCGCUUCAGAUGGCCUCUGGGAUAUGCUAAGUUCUGAUAAAGCCGUUCAGCUCGUUGGAGAGCACAUGAAAUCAAUGAAAGCCUCAAGCAGCUAUGGUGUCCAGGAAGGUGCAGCUCUGAAAGAUGUCAUGAAAGACCUCAAAGAGAGAAUGGAUAUUCUCAAGUCGCUAGAUACCAAUUCUGCCACACAUCUUAUUCGCUAUUCACUUUGUGGAGUUGGAAAUGACUUUGAUCUGAACAAACUUGCGGAGGUUCUGAGCCUUCCAGAUGCCAUUGCAAGACAGCACAGAGAUGACAUGACUGUCACAGUAAUUUAUUUUGACUCUUGAACCUGAACGUGUGUGUGUGAUGAUGUACAUUAUUUUUCAUCAAGUGAUACUUUUAGAUGAAUGAUCAGCGCCCCCCCCCCCCCCACACUAAGUUGGAAUGCUAUCAAGUUUUCUCAUGCUUGUCAGAAUUCUGCAGGCUUAGCAAAUGAUGGUAUUCUAAAACUUCUUUAAGUAGCAGAAUAAUUUCUUGGGGUCAUUCCAUAGUAUGCUUUAUAGAGUUUCCAAAUGAAAUAAACAACUUUCAAUAAAGAAACCAUUUUCUAGGCCUUGUAGUUUUUGUUUAUAACUAUGUUUGUUUAUGUGAAAAUAAAAGUUAUUCUUUUUUGCACCUGAACUGGAAUAUGUACUUUUCUCAGUCAGCUGAUACUUAUUUAAAUAGUACAUUUGUAUUUAUAGUGGAAUUCCUUUUAAAAAUAAGAAUACAAUGCAGUGUUACAGUGUAAUACUAUGCAAGUUCUCACAGAUGCUUGUCACUUGUCAGUGGGCAAGUCCAAGCUAUCUCGUCCGACACAUUACUGACCACAUUUCAGAUUGACUGUAUUUAAUUGAUAGCCUUACAGGAUAUCAGAGGAAAUAUGAAAUAAAAUGACAUGUUUAGUCACUUGGUGAUUAAUAGUUAAAUUUCAGAAGUCAACAAUUUUGGUAAUCAUUUGUAUAGGGCACCAAAUUACCAAAUACGUUGGACUUGCCCCAUAAUAUUCACACCAUUCCAAACUAAAUAUUUGAUCCAAACAAGCCUUGUCCAAGAUUUUCUCAGGCCUGUUAUACAGAUCCAAGAAUGAUGUUUACAAAAAGUAUUAUGCACUACUCUAAAACUUCACAAAUUCUUGUCUAGAUUCGCUAGUGUGACAUAUUGCAAUGAAAUGGUUGAAUCACAAAAUGUGUGUAUUGUACCAUACAGAAACAGAGGUCAUGAAAAUAUUAGAAUGAAAGAUUUCAUAAUUUUAAGGUAUUUGAAUUAAAACAAAGAUUUGGAGUUGAUGAUGAAGAUUGUAUUUGACCAUGUUUGACAAACACCAAACAGCUUGGUGAUGUUCAAAAUCAAUUCUUUUUCAUUUGUUUCCACCAUAUGUAAAUUUUAAUGUAUUGUUUGUAACAGUUUAUUUUCCUCCAAAUUAGAAAUAUAUUUUCCAGGAAAAGAAGAUACAGAUACCUCAUACACUAUCUUUGAAAGAUUUAUUCAGUUAUUCAAAUAUGGUGAUAUACCGGUAUGCUUAUUAUUCUUUGAUAUGUAUUCAUACUAAACUAAUUUUCUAAUGUUACAUAAGAGGGAGCUAAUAUAAGUUUGGGAAAACUGAUUAUUUUAGUCAAUCAAUUCAAAGAUCUUACAGAAAUUGAUGUACAGGUGUAUGUAAAAAAUGGCUUGUCUUCUGGAACUUUAAUCAGUGUUGUUUCUACAAAACCUUUGAAAGUGGGCUUUGUACUUUUCACUGCUCUCAACUUACUUGAUGAUGUCAAUUUUUACAGCAGAAAGCUCUUACAUAUGUCUACAGGUUUAUUGAUAUUUCAUGUGCCUGAUAUUAUUUGAAGUUUCUCUCCUUCAGGCUAAGAAACCUUUUAUAUAUUCAUACAGCUGUUAAUAUUAUUCAAAGGAUAAUAUUAUAACCAUCGUAAAACAUCUAAUAAAAUCUGGGCAGUAAUAGGGAUACUGCACACCUUACAAAUGGACAAUGAUUUCUUUUUUAAAGAAAUUACAAUGCGAUUGUAUACCGGUACAUAAUUGAGAAAAAAUGUGAGUUCUUCCUCUCUGAAGUCUCAAAUCGACUUAUGGAUAGUAAUAUUGAAUAAUAAUGAUAAUAAUAAUAUUCCUGUUAUAAAGUGCCCAAUACAUCGAUACAACAAUGUGUCUAAGUGCUUUACAGAUAUAUUAUUACCCGGUCAUCUGAUUCAGGCUUACCUGCACACAAUGUAUGCACAUUCUCCACUCCCUGAGCAUGAAUAACUGACUUUUUAGUUUUCCAGUAAACCUGUGUAUUUAGCAUUUCUCAGCUUAAAGGCUUGAAAUACCAUGCAAGUUUUACAUGUUCAUAUUAAUUCUCAGGACUUCAAAUAGAAUUGACAUUUUUGAAUUAUAUUUAAUUCUAUUGUAAUUUCUUUCAAAUUACACUCUGACUCAUAGUGUGUUUUUGUGAAGUGUGUGGUGGCAUUUAGGUAAUAUAUUGGUGUGUGAAGGCAAUAGAUACUUAUCAGUUAUUAUUUGGUGAGAUUUGUAUAUUUUGGAGCACUAAAAUGCUGUAAGGAUAAAGCCCCUCUAAAGUGUUAGGAGCCUCACAAAUUUGAUGGCAAAAUUGGAGAAGAUUUGUCAGAUUUGGAUACAUUUUGCAUGUAUGUAUAUAAAGCCAAACAUUGUCAUCUAGCCAAGAAAUCUUCAUUUGAAGUGACCGAUUGGCAACUCUAAAUUCUGUCCGCUGUGCAACUCUGUUUUUACGUCUGGGACUUGUGUGACGUACAUGUAAGAGGGAAGACCUGCUGCUAAAAAGCCAGUUCAUAGUUGCAGUCUGAGCAUGAGCAGAUAAAAGUCAUUGCAGACCGAAUCGUGAAAUACACGGAGACAGAAAACUGGAUACAUGUACGUGCUCAUGAAAGUUAUGUACCGGUAAUCAUUAUUCAUUUAUGCACAAGCAGUGCACUCCAGGAUACACAGAUGGAAGUAUUCUUGGAAAAGGGCAAAUAAAGGCUAUUUGUGUAGCACCUCCAUGGCUGCAUAAUAUUAGGAUGGCAUCGUGUCUUCCCUCUUACGUCACAGCCCUUAGACCGAAAACGAUCGCCUUCACAUUCUCGCUUUGAGUCGCUCGUGAAGGCUUGUUUAAAUGAUUGUUUUUCAGUGUCAGUGGUGUUUUCAAAUCAUUAAUUGAAUUGAAUCUUGUUUAUAAAGUGUUAAUAUUCUAAAUUUGUUGAAUUUAAUUGAUUGUAAUAUUUUUUUUUCUCCACCCUCCUUUAAACUGUAUCAUAGUGUGAAAGAGGAUGUCAUUUAAGACGCACUUUUACAAAGAACCCCCCCCCCCC